Molecule: messenger RNA, 555 nt
Organism: Ambispora leptoticha
Lineage: Eukaryota; Fungi; Glomeromycota; Glomeromycetes; Archaeosporales; Ambisporaceae
Source: the annotation of a GenBank genome assembly
AUGACUAAAAACUUACAAGAAAUCUUAAAAGAUAUACCAAAUAUAGAAAUCUUAAAGGAAUUAAAAAGACGGUUAGAUAUUAAUAUUAAAGAUAAUACGCUCACACCUACUCCCACGCGUGAGAGGAAUAAUGAUAAUGGUGUAUUAGUUGGACGGAUGAAUAACAACCCCGCCAAAAGUGAAUAUAAUUUAAUGGGUAAGAUAUUAGGACUAUACGAAAAUCAACCUAAAAACCUCUUAUCAUUCGAACAAAAGGAGGUAAUGGGAUCGCAAGUUCUUUUUACCUUUAUGGAAGUUCUUAAAGAAUAUACCGAGGGACUUAAUUUUAAUCAACGGGAACAAGAAAGGGUCCAGUUAACUUUUGAUGCCAAGCGAUUUAAUUAUAACCUAGAACCAAUUAAAGAGAAGUUAAAGGCGGGGACAGUAAUAAAAGUCUACGGGAGAUUAAAUAAUACCAUAAAUCAAAAGACAGGCGGGAGGAGUUUUAGUGUUUAUUCUUUUACUGACUUCCCCGAAAAGGUAAUUAACUUUAAUUCACGGGGACAACCACCCUAA